AUGCCCUGCCAAGUACUGCUGUGGAUGAGCGGAUUACGGGGCGCCAUUGCCUUCGUGCUCGCGCUCUCAGUACCGGACCUGGGCGGCAGCAAAUCGGGCACGCACAACCGCAACCUGAUCAUCACCACUACGCUCGCCAUCAUCGUGUUCACCACCGUCGCCCUCGGCAGCCUCAUCGAGUUCUUUGCACUCCGGUUCAACAUUAUCCGUCGCGUCGAAGAAAACGAGGGCUUCAGCAGCCGUAGCUCCAUCACGGCACAGUCAGCGGAAAAUGAGGAGUGGGGCAAAGCCAUCAUCGAAGGCUGCAAACAACUCUGGCACUCACUCAAACACUCCCCCUACCGCAAACACACCUCCCCGCUCCUUUCCAACUUCGACGCCGGCUCCAAGUCGAGACGCCGUUGCCGCUGCAACUCCGCGUCCCCGCCAGACGCCUUUAGUUAG
Gregarina niphandrodes is the source of this 444-nucleotide messenger RNA. Its product is annotated as putative sodium/hydrogen exchanger. Bases 1 to 444 code for a protein of 147 amino acids. Gene Ontology annotation, cellular component: membrane. The transcript has a single exon. The record is from RefSeq and is a predicted model, not a curated record. Gene Ontology annotation, molecular function: sodium:proton antiporter activity. Gene Ontology annotation, biological process: proton transmembrane transport. NCBI's taxonomy places the organism in Eukaryota, Apicomplexa, Conoidasida, Eugregarinorida, Gregarinidae.